AAAUGAGAGGUGUUUCCCAGUCGCUGUGGAUCAGCGCUCUGGCUAUCCUCAGCAUCAACGACAGUGUAAACGCCCACGCUAAAUGCACGACGCUCGAGCCGCCGACGCUGAACGAUGGAACUCAUCACGCUUCGAAUGAAUCAUUGCUAUGGGGCCCUUAUAGGCCCAAUCUUUACUUUGGCGUCCGCCCGCGGGUGCCGAAGAGUCUGUUGAUGGGGCUGAUGUGGGCAAAGGUGGAUGAAUAUAGCAGCGCGCAGGGGAACUUUCGACACACCUGCGAGCAAAACGAGGGCAUGGCAGGUUACGGCUGGGACGAAUACGACAUCCGAAAGGGAGGCCGACAGACCAUCCACGAUGCGGGAAACACGCUUGAUCUCACCAUUGACUUUAUAAAAGUACCGGGUGGAAGCCGUGGUGGAAGUUGGGGGGCGCGUAUUAAAGGUCAACCGCGCCCUGAUGCUCCGCCAGAUCAACCGACAACCAUGAUAUUUUACGCGGCAAUGGAGGGGUUAGGCAAGCUGGGAGUGGCGAAUGAAGGAGAUCCGCUUGGAUUUAAGGAUAACGUGAAGCUGUCUGGAGGUACAAUGGAGCUUGGGGAAUUUACCAUUGAUAUCACGCGAGGCCCGGAUACCAACAGUCAUCCGCCAAAUACGCAUCCCAGUCAUGAUGUGAAGCCUCUGGAUAGGAGCUUUGUGGCGAGUCUUCAACUUCAGCCGGAUUUAUUAUGGCAAGCGAAAAGUAUCCUUUUUGCUCACAUGAAGCAGGAAGUCGAUCCGUUGAUUCGGAAAUACGGAACCGAGAAUCCUCCUCCUCCAAGUCGCUACUUUACUAUUGCCAAUGGCCCGGGACACGGAAACUUUCAUAUGGUACAAAAGGUCUUCCAGGGAGCGUUUGAGUUUGAUAUCCUCUUCUCAUCUGGUUCUGCCGGCCAACCAUUGACAUCCGAUGUCCUCAGCAAGGAAAUCGAAACCACUGCUCAAGCGUUCGAGGAUAAAUUUAAGGAGAUAUACUCCCCUAUGAAACCGUUUGACUCUCCCAAGUAUUUACCUUUUUCAAAGGCGAUGCUCUCCAACCUGGUUGGCGGUGUAGGAUACUUUUAUGGAGACUCGAUCGUUGACCGGUCCAAUGCCCCAGAGUACGAUGAGGAAGACGAAGGGUUCUGGGAAGGGACGGCUGAAGCGAGAGCGCGAGCAAAACUUUUGCCAAGCGAUCCUGCUGAACUUUUUACGAGUAUUCCAUCACGACCAUUCUUCCCUCGCGGGUUCCUUUGGGAUGAAGGUUUCCACCUGAUGCCGAUUGUUGACUGGGAUCUUGAUCUCGGCUUGCAAAUUGUAAAGAGCUGGUUUAACCUUAUGGACGACGAUGGCUGGAUUGCUCGUGAGCAAAUUCUAGGGCCCGAAGCUCGUUCUAAGGUGCCCCCGGAGUUCCAAGUCCAGUAUCCCCAUUAUGCCAAUCCCCCAACGUUGUUCAUGAUUCUAGAGGACUUGGUGGACAAAAUGGAGGCUGGAAUUUCCACAUCGGGUUCUGAUGCUGCUUCAGGAAUAUGCUCAAAGGAUUUAGAAGCUGCCAAAGCAUACUUGCGAUCCCUAUACCCUCUGCUCAAACGGCAAUACUUUUGGUUUCGAAAAACGCAGUGGGGAGAUAUCAAGUCUUAUGACCGUGAAGCAUUCUCGACAAAAGAAGCAUAUCGCUGGAGAGGUCGGACAGUUGAGCUUGUUCUCACUUCAGGGCUUGAUGACUACCCACGAGCACAACCUCCGCAUCCGGGAGAGCUUCAUGUCGAUUUGAUAAGUUGGAUGGGCUUGAUGACUCGAUCUCUGCGACGCAUUGCCGGGGCAUUGGGCGAAACCGAAGACGUGGAUGAGUUCGGCAAAUACGAGAACGCUAUUAAGAGAAACAUUGACGACCUCCAUUGGGACGAAGCCAAGAAGACAUACUGUGACGCCACAAUUGACGAGUUUGAGGAGAGCGUGCAUGUAUGUCAUAAGGGCUACAUAUCUCUAUUCCCAUUUCUGACGAGAAUGCUGGAGCCUGAUAGUCCUCGCCUUGGACAUAUUCUGGAUCUUAUCAGCGAUCCAGAGGAGCUAUGGAGUGAAUAUGGCAUUCGUAGCCUGAGCAAGAAGGAUGAGCUCUACGGAACUGGUGAAAAUUACUGGAAAAGCCCGAUCUGGAUAAACAUCAACUACUUGAUUUUGAAGAACCUUUUGGACCUUGCAACUGCCCCGGGCCCCUACCAGAAGCAAGCCAGUGAGAUGUAUACUAAAUUACGGAAGAAUGUGGUGGAUAAUGUGUUCAAUGAGUGGAAACGAACCGGAUUUGCGUGGGAGCAAUAUAACCCGGAAACCGGCCACGGCCAGCGGACGCAGCACUUCACCGGCUGGACCAGUCUGGUGGUGAAGAUGAUGGCCAUGCCUGAUCUUUCUGCAGGUUCUACUGAGGCAGUGCGUGAUGAAUUGUAAAGGCGCUUUUCAUAUUGUUCUGAAAAUAGAUGUUUAGUUAAAGGCCCUUU
Molecule: messenger RNA, 2509 nt
Organism: Coccidioides posadasii C735 delta SOWgp
Lineage: Eukaryota; Fungi; Ascomycota; Eurotiomycetes; Onygenales; Onygenaceae
Gene: CWH41
Product: Processing alpha glucosidase I
Biological process (GO): oligosaccharide metabolic process; protein N-linked glycosylation
Cellular component (GO): endoplasmic reticulum membrane
Molecular function (GO): Glc3Man9GlcNAc2 oligosaccharide glucosidase activity
Source: RefSeq, a predicted model, not a curated record